Molecule: messenger RNA, 4189 nt
Organism: Oreochromis niloticus (Nile tilapia)
Lineage: Eukaryota; Metazoa; Chordata; Actinopteri; Cichliformes; Cichlidae
Product: serine-rich adhesin for platelets
Exons: 25
Coding region: 168-2354 (728 amino acids)
Source: RefSeq, a predicted model, not a curated record
UCACAGCGUGAUCAAACAGUCUACUUUCACUUUCUUUUCACCGUAAAUGGUGGGUGUUUUUGUGGUCAAGCUAGGCUAGACUAAGUACAUUUGGGUUUUUUUUUUUUCUUCAUCCCAGCGUCUUCUCUUUUGCUCCUGCAGGCUCAGCUUGCACUGCAGGUGAAAUCAUGGAUGGUUUGCUUAAGGAAAUAAGAUGCAAGGAUGAAGCAGCAGCCUCUGUACUGGAACAGGCAGGUUUGAGAGCUGACUCAGAUCUCCAGUUACUGACUUUACACAACCUGGGUUUGUUGUUCCCUGGAGUUGAAAAUGUCAAACUGAGAAGGAAAAUCUUUUAUAUAAUACACAAGCAGAAACCAAUUGAUGUACUCAUAGAAGAAUUCAAGGACUUCAUCCCACAUGAAUCUCUCAGGGCUGCCUUAACCGAAAAUGGAGUCUUGGUGGACUACCUGAAAAUGUUGAAGGAAAUGAAGACCCAAAUGAAUAAUGAUUUCCUUGAUCGACAUAUCAGUCUGUUGGAGGACUUCAGGAAAUCUCAACCAUCGCAGGACCAGGACAAAGAUGAAAUCAUGGAUAUUUUGCUUAAGGAAAUAAGACGCAAGGAUGAAGCAGCAGCCUCUGUACUGGAACACGCAGGUUUGAGAGCUGACUCAGAUCUCCAGUUACUGACUGUACAAGAAGCGGGUGAGCUGUUCCCUGGAGUUGAAAAUUUCAAACGGAUAAGGAAAAUCUUUGAUAUAAUACAGACGCAGAAACCAAUUGAUAUCCUCAUAAAAGAAUUCAAGGACUUCAUCCCACAUGAAUCUCUCAGGGCUGCCUUAACCGAAAAUGGAGUCUUGACCAAUUACCUGAAAAUGUUGAAGGAAACGAAGAUCCAAGUGAAUAAAGUGCAAGAUUUCCUUGAUGCACAUAUCAAUCUACUGGAGGACUUCAGGAAAUCUCAACCAUCGCAGGACCAGGACAAAGGAUCUUUUUCAAGUAGUGACAAUAGCCAAACUGGUGAGCCUCCACAAAUACAACAAGAUAUAACUGCUAGUAGUGCAAUGAUGUCCCCACCCUCUCCUACCUCCACUCGAGACCAUCCAGAGGAAAGAUCAGGUUCUUUGUCAAGUAGUGACAAUAGCCAAACUAGUGACCCUCCACAAAUACAACAAGAUAUAACUGCCAGUAGUGCAAUGAUGUCCCCACCCUCUCCUACCUCCACUCCAGACCAUCCAAAGAAAAGAUCAGGUUCUUUGUCAAGUAGUGACAAUAGCCAAACUGGUGACCCUCCACAAAUACAACAAGAUAUAAUUGCCAGUAGUGCAAUGAUGUCCCCACCCUCUCCUACCUCCACUCCAGACCAUCCAAAGAAAAGAAAAGGUUCUUUGUCAAGUAGUGACAAUAGCCAAACUAGUGACCCUCCACAAAUACAGCAAGAUAUAACUGCCAGUAGUGCAAUGAUGUCCCCACCCUCUCCUACCUCCACUCCAGACCAUCCAAAGAAAAGAUCAGGUUCUUUGUCAAGUAGUGACAAUAGCCAAACUGGUGACCCUCCACAAAUACAAGAUAUAAUUGCCAGUAGUGCAAUGAUGUCCCCACCCUCUCCUACCUCCACUCCAGACCAUCCAAAGAAAAGAAAAGGUUCUUUGUCAAGUAGUGACAAUAGCCAAACUGGUGAGCCUCCACAAAUACAACAAGAUACAAGUACCAGUAGUGCAAUGAUGUCCCCACCCUCUCCUACCUCCACUCCAGACCAUCCAGAGAAAAGAUCAGGUUCUUUCUCAAGUAGCCACAAUAGCCAAACUGGUGACCCUCCACAAAUACAACAAGAUUGCAGUAGCAGGAGCCGGAGUCUUUCUAUGCGCUCUAUUAUUUCCACUCAUGUCCAGCCACAGAAAAGACAAGUGACGUACAAGAUGGUCGUCAGCGGAAUAACCUUUGAUGCCGAUAAGCAGCUACUGCACAGAGUAAUGACUUCAAGCGGGGAUAGAAUUUUGAAGUUGCUCAGUCAGGAGGAUGGUGACGUCAUCAUCGUCUUCUGUCCUGUUGUUUCACGUAUGGGGACAGAUGUUGAGGCAGCCAUGGCCCAAGUCACAGGUGAUAAACCUGUCAUACUGGUUGUGAUGCAUCACACAUAUGGAGCCAGAUCUGUACCCUCAGUGAAAACAUGGAAGGAUUCUUGUAAGGUCGUUUUGUGUGUUCAUGUUUUCUACCAUGAGAAGGUCCCUGGAUUGCUGCCAUGUCAGGAAAAUAAUGAUGCCAUCUUUAAGAUACGAACAGAAUUACUGAAAUAUGGUGUUGACAUAACUGAAAGUACAAGUGGAGAUACUCAGAAUCGGUUUAUUCCUAAGUUUUUUUCAAAAUAUAUUAAGUAAACAAUGAAAGCAUAAUCCUGCAAAUACAAGUAAAAGAAACUAUAAUAGCUUGUGUCAGCUUCAGCUUUAAGUGGAAGAAACAGUACAAAACAAGUACAGUUUAUCUUGAUUUGUCUCCAUCUGUACUGUCUGUGUGUUUAUCAUCAGUUCAAGUCUAAAAGAGUUAUUAUCAUGUGAAAACAGGACAUGACAUAUUAGUUUUUGUGUGGUUGUACACCAGUCAGGACUUUAUCUAAUACAACUGAAAAAACAAAAAACACAAAUGCGCAUUUUAUGGUGCGUGGGAAUCAUUUAUAUUUAAAAAAAAAAAAAGUCUGGUGAUUAGUAUUUUUAGUAUUUCAGUGGCUAUGUACAUGUUCAUGUCUUUCCCACAGUUCAGAAGAGCAAAAAAAGUCAGGGUUUAAGUUAAGAUAAGAUAAGAUAAGAUAAGAUAACCUUUAUUAGUCACACACGUGGGAAAUUUGUUUAAAAUGUUUGUUUAAAAUUUUAAAUGCUGAUAUACUGUCUGAAUACAACUUUAUUGUGCUACUGUUUUAUCUUAUUUUUAUUUUUAUUGGGGAGUCCUUAACACGUCAAAACACCAGUGUAAUGAUAAUGCACUACAGGUGGUUUUAAGGAACAUCACUGGUUCAGCUAAUAUUUCUGUCUUUAGUUUCUAUAUUCUGUACAAAAACACUUGAAAGUAGAUUAACACUGCAGUACAAAGCCCAGCAUUCAUAAACUAUAUAGAUAUAAACAUUUUAAAAAGAUCAUAGAUGGAAAUGGAAAAGAUUUUAUAAACAGAAAACCAAAUGAUACAUAAGUGAUCAUAAUAUCUGUGCUUUUUUAGUUCUCUGUUUCCCCCCAAAGGCCAAUAUAUAUAAAAACAAAGCAGAAUGAUUUAAAUGUUCUCAUUAGCUUAUUCUUUUAUCCAGUGCUUUAAAGUCUCAGUAAAAUGCCUACUGUAUACAGUGUAUUAAGUAGCUUAUUAGUAGUUAUAGCAAAAUGAGCUCUGGCGCUACAUAUUAAGAUUGAAACAUUUUUUUUUCGUCUUAUGGGUGGUGUAAACUUUAUCAUUUAAAUGAAGAUGAACUAUCAGAAACUGCACUGUGUUCCAGUGUAAUUUAUAGAAGGCAGCAGGUGAAAAAGUCUGUGUCCAAGGUGUGAGGGAUCUGUAAUGAUUUUCCCUGCCCAUUACAAGUCCUGGAUGGAGGGCAGGGGGCGCCGAUAAUCUUUUCUGCUACCCGUACAGUCCGCUGCAGUCUGCACCUGUCCUGUUUAGUGGCUGCUCCAUACCAAACUGUGAUGGAAUAGCACAGGACAGACUCAAUGACUGCAGUGUAGAACUGGAUCAGCAGCUCUUGUGGAAGACUGUACUUCCCCAGUUGUCUCAGGAAGUACAAUGUCUGCUGUGUCUUUUUGCGGAUGGAGGAAAUGUUAGUCUCCCACUUCAGGUCCUGGGAGAGAUGGUGGUGCCCAGGAACUUGAAGAUCUCCACAGUAGACACCGGGCUGUCUGAUAAUGUGAGAGGGAGCAGUAUUGAGGGAUGUCUCCUGAAGUCCACUGUCAUCUCUGCAGUCUUAAGUGUGUUCACCUCCAGGUUGUGCUGACUGCACCAGUGUACCAGCCGCUCAACUUCCUGUCGAUAUGCAGACUCAUCACCAUCCUGAAUGAGGCCAAUGACGGUGGUGUCAUCUGCAAAAAUCAGGAGUUGCAGCCGUACAGCCGAGUUCUUGGAGGUGCAGUCAUUGGUGUAGAGGGAGAACAAUAGUGGAUCUCAGAAGCUCACUCACAUGUGCUGUACCAGUGUACCAGUUAUGUGACAUGACAAUAAAAGUGCUUUGAUUUGAUUUGAA